Molecule: messenger RNA, 1808 nt
Organism: Galeopterus variegatus (Sunda flying lemur)
Lineage: Eukaryota; Metazoa; Chordata; Mammalia; Dermoptera; Cynocephalidae
Gene: PLK5
Product: polo-like kinase 5
Biological process (GO): protein phosphorylation; regulation of cytokinesis; mitotic cell cycle
Cellular component (GO): nucleus; centrosome; spindle pole
Molecular function (GO): ATP binding; protein binding; protein serine/threonine kinase activity
Source: RefSeq, a predicted model, not a curated record
GGACGCGUCUACAGGCGCGGGAAGCUGAUCGGCAAGGGCGCCUUUAGCCGCUGCUACAAGCUGACGGACAUGUCCACCAGCGCCGUGUUCGCCCUCAAGGUGGUGCCCCGCGGCGGGAGCGGGGCUGGUCGGCUGCACCCUCGGGGGCAGGUGGAGCGCGAGAUCGCCCUGCACAGCCGUCUGCGACACCGCAACAUCGUGGCCUUCCACGGACACUUCGCUGACCAUGACCACGUGUACAUGGUGCUGGAGUACUGCAGCCGCCAGUCUUUGGCCCACGUGCUGAAGGCACGGAAGACCCUGACAGAGCCUGAGGUGCGCUACUACCUGCGGGGCCUGGUCAGCGGCCUGCGCUACCUGCACCAGCGUCGCAUCGUGCACCGAGACCUCAAGCUCAGUAAUUUCUUCCUUAACAAGAACAUGGAGGUGAAGAUCGGAGACCUGGGGCUGGCUGCCAGAGUGGGGCCGGGGGGCCGCUGCCACAGAGUGCUCUGCGGGACCCCAAACUUUCUGGCCCCAGAGGUUGUCUCCAGGAAUGGGCAUUCCUGCCAGUCAGACAUCUGGGCACUGGGCUGCAUCAUGUACACGGUGCUGACAGGCGCCCCGCCCUUCAUGGUGGCACCCCUGUCGGAGAUGUACCAAAACAUCCGCGAUGGCCGCUACCCGGAGCCUGCCCACCUAUCACCCAACGCACGACGCCUCAUCGCCCACCUCCUGGCGCCCAACCCGGCCGAGCGGCCCAGCCUGGACCACCUGCUGCAGGAUGACUUCUUCACGCAGGGCUUCACUCCGGACCAGCUGCCACCCCACUCCUGCCACAGCCCACCCGUCUUUGCAGUCCCCCAGCCUCUGGGCAGGCUCUUACGGAAGGUGGGCCGGCUGCUGCUGACCCAGUGCCGGCCACCCUGCCCCUGCACGCCUAAAGAGGCCUCAGGUCCAGGAGAAGAUGAGCCCAAACCUGGUUCCAUGAAGUGGGGCAGCAAGGCCUCCCUGUCUGAGCGAGUGACUCCCUUCCCUGAGGUCCCCAUCCACCUGCUCGCACGAGGAACGCUUCGGAGUGAGCCGGCAGGGCCCGAGGGCAGCCCACGGCUGGAGGUGGAGGCGGCCAUGAGAAGCCUGCAGCUCUGCCUGGACGCCGGCCCCCUGGCCGCACAGGAUCCCCCAGGAGAGCAGCGGCCCAUCAUCUGGGCCCCCGAGUGGGUCGAUUAUUCCAGCAAGUACGGCUUUGGCUACCAGCUGUCAGACGGGGGCCGGUGUCCUGCUGCGGGAUGGCACCCACAUGGCCUUGCGCCCCCCAGGAGGGAGGAGGCCCUGCCUGCACCACCUGCCAGCCCCAGCUUCUGCCUGCUGCGCUUCCUCGUGUCCGAGCAGGCCCUGCUGCUGCUGUUCAGUGACGGGACGGUGCAGGUCAGCUUCAGUGGAGUCCAGUCUCAUCUGGUGCUGAGGGGCGAGGGUGCAGGGCUGAUGCUCACCCACUGGGAGCAUGGCCGUCCUGGCACCUCCUACUCGCUGGGCGUCCUGCGGAGCCACGGCUGUUCUGCAGCUGCCCGCCAGCACCUUCACCACGCCCUCCGCAUGCUGCAGAGUAGCUAGUGUCCCCGAGGGUCAGAGUGGACCUCUGCAUGAUGGUGCCAAGGACCCAGGCUCCAUUUCUAUUCCUGUUGCUCCUCCAGAGGGGAUGUCCUUGGGGAGAGUUUGGGGGUCACACAGGAGGCAUGGGAGAAUGGGGAUCCUUGCCUUAUGGCAUGACUGUUCAACCCUGCUUUUGUGGGCUUUGUUCUUUUUUCAUUAAAGAAAACUUAACACUG